CGGACGAUCUGCGUUGUGUCGCGACUCGCGACUCGCGCCGCGCCGCUGUGUUGAUAAAAUUUGUGUAGCAGUGAACGAAAAGGACGUAUGUAUAUGUACGUCUCGUCUUUCAGUUGACUUUCAUCGUCGUUUUGCAGCGAACGUUUCGCACGGAUAUCGAUAGGAAAUUGCACGAUCGCUACGUAAUAAAGUUAACGCAUGUUUUUGUCGGCAGACAUCACCUUCAUGAGACGUAAUAAGAUUUGCAAUAAGUUAUUCGGAACGUUUUAUAUCUCUCGGUCUUUGUGUUGAAUCCAGAAACCUGUACAGUAAAAAAUAGCGUCGCGGUGAGUGUGGCGCAAUGCAGUGUGUGUUUUGUUGGGAAUACAACCAGUGUGAUUCGGAUUUGAAUAAGGGAGACUUUGGUCUCAAAAAUAGUGGCGGUGAGCAACCCUGGAAUGUGCUGUAGACAUGCUGCCCAUGGUACAGCCGGAACCGGUGAUCCUCAACUGUGGAGGUCACUCCGUCGACGGGGCCGCCACUCCGACCGACACGUUGCCUCCGUCGCUCACUCCAGAUUCCGAAGUAGACGAAUUUGUAGACAUCUUCUUUGAUGUCGAUAUUGGUGUUCACGCCUUUUCAAGAAUUGAAUCCUGUGACCUCCAACUGGGAGACACAUGGAGGGGGAUGCAAGGCAAGAUGAGCGUGACAGCGCCGGUUAAGAAGAUAAGAAAAAAGUCAGACAAUAAGCCACAAUCUCAAAUAAACAAGUGCCACAACGAGAAAAAAAGGCGGGAGCUCGAGAACGAGACUAUAAACCAGCUUGAGGAGCUUCUGGGAACCUGUCUCGCUGAGGUGAAGCAGCCGGACAAGAACGGCAUCGUCCGGGAGGCGACGCGCCAGAUCCAGGAGGUUCUGAAGAGGCGGCGCGAGUGCCCCGGGGAGUGCCCGCUGCGCGCGGCCCAGUGCCUCUCGCCCGUGCAGGCCGGCGAGGUCAGCUCCACGCAGCCGCAGCCGCUCGGCGACGGACACCACUACUCCGAGCUCACCACGCUCAUCGAGGCCCUCAAACACUACACGAAUAGUCUCGGUUGGGUCUUAUUAGAAAUCAACUGUAAAGGGGAAAUCGAAUGUAUAACGGAAAAUAUCAAAGAAUUUACUCUGCAGGACAGAACUGAAUUGUAUAGGAAAUCAAUUUUCUCCUGUUUGCAUGUCAACGACCAUGCAAAGUUAAGACCGCUCUUGAGCAACGUCCAGACGUUCUCCUGGAGCGCGGCCGAGGUCGACAGAUUCCAAGCCAUUCAGGCCCGGCUGCUUGUUAAGAACUCUAAUGGGACUGACGGAGCUGGAUACGUGGAGUGCGUGAUCCACGCUGCGCCCGUGCGCGGCUCGUCGUCGGAGGAGGCCGGCUCCGUCAUGUGCGUCAUCCGGCGCUGCGAGGACGCGUCGGCCGCACUGCUCCCCGUCGACGGCGGCCCGCCCGCCAUCGCCGCCAAGCCCUCCGACAACAUCGUCUUCAGGCUGGACAGCAACUUCACUGUGCUAUCCUGUGAUUUGAGUGCCGUGGAAAACUGUGUAAACUCUCCCGUGUCUCUCGUGGGUACUCCCUACUUGGAACUGAUCGAAACUAGUGAUCGUAAUCGUGUGAUUUCUCACCUGCGAGAAGCUCUGUGCUACCCCGCGCCGCCCGCCAUCAGCGACCCCUUCCGGCUGCGCAUCGCGCCCGGCCGCGCCUGGAUCAAGGUCAGCGCGCGCUCGCGGCUGUUUCGGGCCAAGCCCACCUCCGGGGACCCCGACUUCAUAAUGUCCACGCACACCGUGCUCGGCGACGAAGAACUCGACCUCCUCGAAUCCGAGACCCCCCGGCCGACCGUCGGCGGCCCGCUCAUGUCCUCGGUCGCCAACGGCGAGUCGUCCGCCUGCGAGCGCUUCCGCUCCCCGAUGAGCCCCGCCGAGCCGCCCUUCUCGAUCAACGACUUCGACCUCGAGCCGUGGGCGUCCACGUUCCAGCUCACCGACAUGUCCAGCGACGACUCCAAGGACCGCAAGGACACCGCGUCCGAGGGCCCGUCGACGCCGCUCACGCCGCGCGCGCCCUCCACGCCCGGCGAGCCGCCCGCCGAGGAGCCGAACCGGCUGCGCUCGCUGCUCAGCAAGAAGCCGAUGGCGGCCGACGGCAUGAACUCGAACAACCGCAUCCUGAAGGACCUGCUGAAGCAGGAGGACGAGGAGGCGACGGGCAGCGAGACGUCGGCGCCGCACACGCCGCUGACGCCGCUCACGCCGGCCGCGGCGCUGUCGCCGCUGCACCAGGCGCCGCGCGCGCCGCCGCACCCGCCGCACCCGCCUCACCCGCCGCACCCGCCGCACCCGCCACAAACGUCGCAUCAGCCGCAUACUUCGCACGCCGGCCCGACUCAUGCGACGCAUAAUCUUCAACAGACUCACAACUCGGACGUCCUAUUGAGGAUACUGAAUGAUAAGUCUGACGAGGACGCUGAAGAAAGAAGGAAUUCGGGGGACGGGGGUCGUAGCACGUCACAACCGAGCGCCCUUCUGUCGCAGUUGCUGUCGAGCAGCAACGGGCCCUCGGGCAACGGCCGCGCGCCCGAGGGCACCGACCACUACCUCGAGAAGAUCGCCGGCGUCAAGCGCAAGCUGGAGGAGGCCAAGGCCAACGCCAGCAACGCCAAGCGCGCCUCGCUCGACACGCAGCAGCAGGUUACCUCGAGCGCUGUCUCUGCCGCCUCUUCCACGCCAUCAUCGACGGCGUCCAGCCAAGCCUCUAGCAUGAGCCCUUUAUGUCAGAAGAAUCAGAUCCUGGUGUCACUGCUGGCGCGGCAGCAGACGACGCCGACGACGCCGCCGCCGCUGCCAAAUCCGAACCUGCGCGCGUACGGCGCCGGCGUGCGGCCGCGGCCGCCGCACCUGGCGCACCACGCGCCGCACCCGCCGCACCACGCGCCGCACCACGCGCCGCACCCGCCGCCGCACCAGCCGCCGCACCAGCAGCACCCGCCACCGCAUCCGCAGCACCAGGCGCCGCCGCAGCGACACCUCUCCACGCUCUCCACUAUACUCACGGCGAAUGCCAGUCGAGCCAGCAGCGUGAACGGUGGCCCAGGGCCAGGCACAGGGCAGGUGUCCACGGCGUCAUCGGUGGAGUGCUCGACAGCGAGCCUGCACACGCAUAGCCAUGCUACACAGAGUCACCUGCAAAUGGUGCUGCAAAGCGGCGGCAUGCGGCCGACCUACGCGCCGCCGCCUGCGCCCGCGCCGCUGCACUACGCCACGCCCGCGCCGCACCAUAGCUACAAUAAUACGCCGCAAAGCAGUAGUUCGCGUACUCAAGUCGGGUCUGGCGACAGUGAAGUGCCCAGCGAUCAGACUCUGUCGGACCUCCUGGAUGAGGUCAUAGACAACAUGCCUGAUGCAGAUCGCUCGGCUCCUGAGGGUGUAAAGGAGAAUGCAAUGACAAUGAUAAUGGCCAUAAGGCAAAGUUUAAUGCAGUGCGAGAACGCCAGCAAGAGCCCUGUGUCGAGUCCCGGGACCCCGCCUGUGUAUCCUGUACAAAGCCCGGGAGCGUGCAACAUGGGCGGGGGAGGGGGAGGCGGCGGGGCCGGCGGCGCGCCCAUGUUCGGCGGCGCCGACGUGGCGCGCGCGCGGGCCGCCGCCGAGCAGCAGCAGCAGCGCGCGCGGUUGCUGCAGAUGCAGCGGCAGCAGCAGAUGCUUGUGUCGCCAGAGGCUGCCGAGCAACCUCAACAGGACUUAGGCUCUACAAUUAGCGCCCUAGUCACCGCCACACCGCCUAACGUCGCGCUUACGCGUACGGAUUAUUCUCAUUUAUAUCACCCAUCAAAUCAAAUGGGUUCAAAUUAUGGUACAAACAAAAUUACCUCGUCCCAACAAAACCCGAUGCUGAGUCGACAACUAAGUGGCUCAGGGUCGGGCGGGUACGCGCACGGCGUGGCGCUGGCGGGCGGCGUGCACACGCCCAUGACGCCGCAGUACCACCGCGCGCCGCGCCCGCAGCUAGUGGGCGGCUACUACGAGGACGGCGGCGCCGGCUACUGCGGCGAGUACGCGCGGCGCUCGCACCACCCGCCCCACCACCCGCCGCACGACUCGCAGAUGCCAUGCGCCGGCAACGGAGGCGGCGUGGUGAGCGGCGCGGGAGCGGGCGCGGGCGCGGGGGCGGGCGCGAACGCGGGCGCGGCGGGCGGCACGUCGGAGUACGUGCGCAACGAGCUGCGCGCCGUCGUGGGCGCGCGCUCCGCCCGCCCCGACCUGCAGCCGCAGAUGCAGUCGCCCGACCUCGACCCCCUCAUGACCUUCGACAUGCCCGCCUCUGGUGGCGGCAGUUCGGUGGGGGCGCGGGCCACCGCGACGUCGGCAAACACGUGGGAGUCGCAACAGAGCACCCCGGUAAGCUCGGAUCGACCAGCGGGUCCAACCAUUUAGUCACUCCACUUACUUUUGUAUCGGUUUCAUUAUUUUUUGUAGACAACCUAUAAUUAUUACGUAUUGAGUCUGCUCUGCUGCGUGUGUUGUCGAGUCGAUCAUCUUGAUACUUAGUGCUGACUUAGAGAAGUGCGCCAAAGUUUACUCAUCAUUUAUAUCUUUGCCAUUUUAUGUGCCUACGUUCAAAGUUCAAGUUGAACUAAUUUUCAAAUAACAAGUAUGGAGUUGAGUUGGUGCAUUUCAAAAAUUAUAUGAAGCUUUUGUGAUGUGAUGUGUAAUAAUAUUUCUUGAACUAGUGGUCUAUUUUAUUAUCUAAGUACUCUAUUUUCAAACCUUUUUAGAGGUAUCAAUAAUAAGUAUAUGAUACAAUCACUAUGCUUUUAGGAUUUUAACUAUAAGAAACGUUACUCGAAUUUUGGGAAACUCGCAUGUGCUGACGAUAAACUGGUGAAGGUUUUGUGAUGUUGUAGUGUUAAUACAAUACAACACAACAGUAUUAUGUUUUCGCCAUAGUUAGUAUGCUUAUUACUGCUUUUGAAGUGUUGUAUUAGCGGGAAGUUAUUUCAUCAUUGAGUUCUGUAGAUAUUCAACAAUUGAUUGCAUGAUAUUACUUAAACCUUCCGAGUUUGUCGGACAAUCAAAUAUUUCCGCAGUUUACGCAACAGGUCGCUAAAUAAAAUUAACGUUAAACAUACAUACCUACUUGAAAAUGCGCUGAUUUGUUCAUGCAUGCAUGUCAAAAUGUAUAGAGCCUUGAUAAGAACUGCCAGUCGGCUAUUAGCCAUCCGCUUUAGGAAGCGGCACUGAGUAGAGAAGCCUGCGCUCUCAAUUGCUGCAGGACAUUAAUCCUGUUUCAAUUUUUGAUUACGUUACCUAAAUAUGUUUAGUGAUUUAAUUAUAUUUAGCGAUUUCGUGAAAUGACGCCCUCAAUUUAACAUUCAAAAUGUGGCGAGACUGACUUAAUUAUAUCCAUAGUAAGAAUCAAAAGAUAAAUAGGUUUAUCGAAAUAUAAAAAAGCUAUACAUUCUUACCCCAAAUUAGUUAGUCUCGUUACAUGCAUAUUACACUAGAAAAAAACACCCACAGCCAAACAUUAUUCUUUCAUUCGCUUUGGGUGCUGUCCAGUAAAGUUCAAGGUAUAUUUUUUGGUAAUUUAAAAUAUCGCUUUCAAAAAAAGUGUCGACGUCCCAGUAGCAAGGGGACACGAUCACUGCAAAAGGGUGAUCCAAAAUCAUAAUUUUUACAUCGUGGUCAAUUAAUAAUUUUCUAUGCUAAUCAUUAGUGCAUUUAUGUUUCGGUAAAGGCACACAGCUCAGUGAAGGUUUAUGUGCGCAGAGUACUACGGAGGCGGGCUCGGCGGAGGCGGGGGC
Molecule: messenger RNA, 5810 nt
Organism: Ostrinia nubilalis (European corn borer)
Lineage: Eukaryota; Metazoa; Arthropoda; Insecta; Lepidoptera; Crambidae
Gene: tai
Exons: 18
Coding region: 451-4440 (1329 amino acids)
Biological process (GO): cellular response to hormone stimulus; positive regulation of transcription by RNA polymerase II
Cellular component (GO): nucleus
Molecular function (GO): nuclear receptor binding; protein dimerization activity
Source: RefSeq, a predicted model, not a curated record